Messenger RNA from Elephantulus edwardii (Cape elephant shrew), 7299 nucleotides. RefSeq names its product protein tyrosine phosphatase, receptor type, F (gene PTPRF). The record is from RefSeq and is a predicted model, not a curated record. The transcript is spliced from 32 exons. Bases 2 to 5713 code for a protein of 1903 amino acids. Lineage: Eukaryota; Metazoa; Chordata; Mammalia; Macroscelidea; Macroscelididae. Gene Ontology annotation, molecular function: protein tyrosine phosphatase activity; protein binding. Gene Ontology annotation, biological process: protein dephosphorylation.
GAUGGCCCCUGAGCCAGCUACAGGGAAGACGAUGGUGCCCCUUGUGCCUGCGCUCGUGAUGCUUGGCUUGGUGGCAGGCACCCAUGGCGACAGCAAACCUGCCUUCAUUAAGGUCCCUGAGGACCAGACUGGGCUGUCAGGAGGUGUGGCUUCCUUUGUGUGCCAGGCUACAGGGGAACCCAAGCCACGUAUCACAUGGAUGAAGAAGGGGAAGAAAGUCAGCUCCCAGCGCUUUGAGGUAAUCGAGUUUGACGAUGGAGCAGGAUCAGUGCUGCGGAUCCAGCCAUUGCGGGUACAGCGAGAUGAAGCCAUAUAUGAGUGCACGGCCACCAACAGCCUGGGAGAGAUCAACACCAGUGCCAAGCUCUCCGUGCUUGAAGAGGAGCAGCUGCCCCCUGGUUUCCCCUCCAUCGACAUGGGGCCUCAGUUGAAGGUGGUAGAGAAGGCGCGCACGGCCACCAUGCUGUGUGCGGCAGGCGGAAACCCAGACCCGGAGAUCUCUUGGUUCAAGGACUUCCUCCCGGUGGACCCCACCACCAGCAACGGGCGCAUCAAACAACUGCGUUCAGGUGCCUUGCAGAUUGAGAGCAGCGAGGAAUCGGACCAAGGCAAGUACGAGUGUGUGGCAACCAAUUCUGCAGGCACACGCUACUCAGCUCCCGCGAACCUGUAUGUGCGAGUGCGCCGUGUGGCUCCUCGUUUCUCCAUCCCUCCCAGCAGCCAGGAGGUGAUGCCCGGUGGCAGCGUAAACCUAACAUGUGUCGCUGUGGGCGCUCCCAUGCCCUACGUGAAGUGGAUGUUGGGUGCUGAGGAGCUCACCAAGGAGGAUGAGAUGCCAGUUGGUCGCAACGUGCUGGAGCUCAGCAACGUCGUACGCUCUGCCAACUACACCUGCGUGGCCAUCUCCUCGCUGGGCAUGAUCGAGGCCACGGCUCAGGUCACCGUGAAAGCUCUGCCUAAGCCUCCAAUAGACCUUGUGGUGACAGAGACAACCGCCACCAGCGUCACCCUGACCUGGGACUCUGGAAAUUCGGAGCCUGUAUCCUACUAUGGUAUCCAGUACCGUGCAGUGGGCACAGAGGGCCCCUUCCAGGAGGUGGAUGGUGUGGCCACCACUCGCUACAGCAUCGGCGGCCUCAGCCCUUUCUCGGAGUAUGCCUUCCGUGUGCUGGCGGUGAACAGCAUUGGACGAGGGCCACCCAGUGAGGCCGUGCGAGCCCGCACGGGUGAGCAGGCUCCCUCCAGCCCACCUCGCCGCGUCCAGGCGCGCAUGCUGAGUGCCAGCACCAUGCUGGUGCAGUGGGAGCCGCCCGAGGAGCCCAACGGCUUGGUGCGGGGGUACCGUGUCUACUACACCCCAGACUCUCGACGCCCCCUCAGCGCCUGGCACAAACACAACACAGAUGCAGGACUCCUCACCACGGUGGGCAGCCUGCUGCCUGGAAUCACCUAUAGCCUGCGCGUGCUCGCCUUCACAGCCGUGGGUGACGGCCCACCCAGCCCCACCAUCCAAGUCAAGACACAGCAGGGAGUGCCAGCCCAGCCCGCAGACUUCCAGGCUGAGGCGGAGUCAGACACCAGAAUCCACCUCUCGUGGCUGCUGCCUCCCCAGGAGCGGAUCAUCAAGUACGAGCUGGUGUACUGGGCAGCAGAGGACGAAGACCAGCAGCUCAAGGUGACUUUCGACCCGACCUCCUCCUACACUCUAGAGGACCUGAAGCCCAACACACUGUACCACUUCCAGCUGGCUGCUCGCUCUGAUCUGGGGGUGGGCGUCUUCACCCCUACCAUUGAAGCCCGCACAGCGCAGUCCACCCCCUCCGCCCCUCCCCAGAAGGUGACCUGUGUGAGCAUGGGCUCCACCACUGUCCGGGUAAGUUGGGUCCCACCGCCAGCUGACAGCCGCAACGGCGUUAUCACCCAGUACUCCGUGGCCUACGAGGCGGUGGACGGCGAGGACCAUGGGCGGCAUGUGGUGGAUGGCAUCAGCCGCGAGCACUCCAGCUGGGACCUGGUGGGCCUGGAGAAGUGGACGGAGUACCGGGUGUGGGUGCGGGCACACACAGACGUGGGCCCCGGCCCCGAGAGCAGCCCGGUGCUGGUGCGCACCGACGAGGACGUGCCCAGUGGGCCACCAAGAAAAGUGGAGGUGGAACCAGUGAAUUCCACUGCUGUGCGUGUCUCCUGGAAGCUGCCCGUCCCCAGCAAGCAGCACGGCCAGAUCCGUGGCUACCAGGUCACCUAUGUGAGACUGGAGAAUGGCGAGCCCCGAGGGACACCUGUCAUCCAAGACGUCAUGCUGGCUGAGGCCCAGUGGCGGCCAGAGGAGUCCGAGGACUAUGAAACCACCAUCAGCAGCCUGACCCCAGAGACAACUUACUCCAUUACUGUAGCAGCAUACACCACUAAGGGGGAUGGUGCCCGAAGCAAACCCAAAAUUGUUACAACAACGGGAGCAGUCCCAGGCCGGCCCACCAUGAUGGUCAGCACUACAGCCAUGAACACUGCACUACUCCAGUGGCAUCCCCCCAAAGAGCUGCCUGGUGAGCUGCUGGGCUACCGGCUGCAGUACCGCCGGGCAGACGAGGCCCGGCCCACCACCAUAGAUUUUGGCAAAGAUGACCAGCACUUUACUGUCACCAACCUGCACAAGGGUGCCACCUACAUCUUCCAACUGGCUGCCAAGAACCGGGCUGGCCUAGGCGAGGAGUUCGAGAAGGAGAUCAUGACCCCUGAGGAUAUGCCCAGUGGCUUUCCGCAGAACCUGCAUGUGAUAGAGCUGACCACAUCAACCACGGACCUGGCCUGGGACCCACCAGUGCUGGCGGAAAGGAACGGGCGCAUCACCAACUACACUGUGGUGUACCGCGACAUCAACAGCCAGCAGGAGCUGCAGAAUGUUACUGCGGACACCCACGUCACACUCUCCGGCCUCAAGCCGGACACUACUUACGAUGUCAAGGUCCGUGCGCAUACCAGUAAAGGCGCGGGCCCGCUCAGCCCCAGUAUCCAGUCCAGGACCAUGCCUGUGGAGCAAGUGUUUGCCAAGAACUUCCACGUGGCAGCUGCAAUGAAGACGUCUGUGCUGCUCAGCUGGGAGAUCCCUGACUCCUACAAGUCUGCUGUACCCUUCAAGAUUCUUUACAAUGGGCAGAGUGUGGAGGUGGACGGACACUUGAUGCGGAAGCUGAUUGCAGACUUGCAGCCGAACACCGAGUACUCGUUUGUACUAAUGAACCGUGGCAGCAGCGCGGGGGGCCUGCAGCACCUCGUGUCCAUCCGUACAGCCCCCGACCUCCUGCCACACAAGCCGCUACUCGCCUCUGCCUACAUAGAGGACGGCCGCUUCACCCUCUCCAUGCCCGUCGUGCAGGAGCCCACGCUCAUCAGGUGGUUUUACAUCGUGGUGGUGCCCAUUGACCGUGUGGGCGGGAGCAUGCUGGCGCCGAGGUGGAAUACACCCGAGGAGCUGGAGCUGGACGAGCUUCUAGAGGCCAUGGAACAGGGAGUUGGGGAGCGGCGGCAGUCAGAGCGACUGAAGCCGUACGUGGCUGCCCAGGUGGACAUACUGCCUGAGACCUUCACUCUGGGGGACAAGAACAAUUACCAGGGCUUCUACAACCGACCCCUGUCUCCACACCUGAGCUACCAGUGCUUUGUGCUUGCCUCCUUGAAAGAACCCGUGGACCAGAAGCGCUAUGCCUCCAGCCCUUACUCGGAUGAGAUCGUGGUCCAGGUUACACCAGCCCAGCAGCAGGAGGAGCCUGAGAUGCUGUGGGUGACAGGCCCAGUCCUGGCGGUCAUCCUCAUCAUCCUCAUAGUCAUUGCCAUCCUCCUGUUCAAAAGGAAAAGGACCCAUUCCCCAUCAUCAAAGGACGAGCAGUCAAUUGGGCUAAAAGACUCCUUGCUGGCCCACUCCUCCGACCCCGUGGAGAUGAGGAGGCUCAACUACCAAACCCCAGGUAUGCGAGACCACCCUCCUAUCCCUGUCACCGACCUGGCAGAUAAUAUUGAGCGCCUCAAAGCUAACGACGGCCUUAAGUUCUCCCAGGAGUAUGAGUCCAUUGACCCUGGACAGCAGUUCACGUGGGAGAAUUCCAACCUGGAGGUGAACAAGCCCAAGAACCGCUACGCAAAUGUCAUUGCCUAUGACCACUCCCGAGUCAUCCUCACCUCCAUCGAUGGCGUUCCUGGGAGUGACUACAUCAAUGCCAACUACAUUGAUGGCUACCGCAAACAGAAUGCCUACAUUGCCACGCAGGGACCUCUGCCAGAGACCAUGGGCGACUUCUGGCGGAUGGUGUGGGAACAGCGCACAGCCACUGUGGUCAUGAUGACUCGGCUAGAGGAGAAGUCCCGGGUGAAAUGUGAUCAGUACUGGCCAGUUCGUGGCACUGAGACCUAUGGUCUCAUUCAAGUAACCCUGCUAGACACAGUGGAGUUGGCCACCUAUACUGUGCGCACCUUCGCACUUCACAAGAGCGGCUCCAGUGAAAAGCGAGAGCUGCGUCAGUUCCAGUUCAUGGCCUGGCCAGACCACGGGGUCCCCGAGUACCCGACUCCCAUCUUGGCCUUCCUGCGCCGAGUCAAGGCCUGCAACCCACUAGAUGCAGGGCCCAUGGUGGUGCACUGCAGCGCGGGCGUGGGCCGCACAGGCUGCUUCAUUGUUAUCGAUGCCAUGCUGGAGCGGAUGAAGCACGAGAAGACGGUCGACAUCUACGGCCAUGUGACGUGCAUGAGAUCACAGCGGAACUACAUGGUGCAGACAGAGGACCAGUACGUGUUCAUCCAUGAGGCACUGCUGGAAGCCGCCACGUGUGGGCACACAGAGGUGCCUGCCCGCAAUCUCUACGCCCACAUCCAGAAGCUGGGCCAAGUGCCUCCUGGGGAGAGUGUCACCGCCAUGGAGCUCGAGUUCAAGUUGCUGGCCAGCUCCAAGGCCCACACAUCCCGCUUCAUCAGUGCCAACCUGCCCUGCAACAAGUUCAAAAACCGCCUGGUGAACAUCAUGCCGUAUGAGCUAACCCGGGUGUGUCUGCAGCCCAUCCGGGGCGUGGAGGGCUCUGAUUACAUCAAUGCCAGCUUCCUGGAUGGCUAUAGACAGCAGAAAGCCUACAUAGCCACUCAGGGACCUCUGGCCGAGAGCACCGAGGACUUCUGGCGCAUGCUGUGGGAGCACAACUCCACCAUCAUCGUCAUGCUGACCAAGCUUCGGGAGAUGGGCAGGGAAAAGUGCCACCAGUACUGGCCAGCUGAGCGCUCUGCUCGAUACCAGUACUUUGUUGUUGACCCAAUGGCUGAGUACAAUAUGCCCCAGUAUAUUCUGCGUGAGUUCAAGGUCACAGACGCACGGGAUGGGCAGUCCAGGACUAUCCGGCAGUUCCAGUUUACAGACUGGCCAGAGCAGGGUGUGCCAAAGACAGGCGAGGGCUUCAUUGACUUCAUUGGACAGGUGCACAAGACCAAGGAACAGUUUGGGCAGGAUGGGCCCAUCACGGUGCACUGCAGUGCCGGCGUGGGCCGCACUGGUGUGUUCAUCACUCUGAGCAUCGUCCUGGAGCGAAUGCGCUAUGAGGGCGUGGUCGACAUGUUCCAGACCGUGAAGACCCUGCGCACGCAGCGUCCCGCCAUGGUGCAGACAGAGGACCAGUACCAGCUGUGCUACCGUGCAGCCCUGGAGUACCUCGGCAGCUUUGACCACUAUGCAACGUAACUACCGCCCCCCUCUCCUCCGCUGCCCUCACAUUGGGGCUCCGGAGGGGACCAGCUCCUCUGAGCCAUACCGACCAUCGUCCAGCCCUCCUGCACGGAUGCUGUUGCUGGCAGAGCAUAGCCCACCGGGAUCACAGCGUUUCAGGAACAUUGCCACACCAGACAGAGAGCCUAGAACACUGGGCAGUUGGAUGCAGGCCGGCAGGCAGGUGCCACGUCUGCCUCCAUCCACCAGAUACAGCCGGAGCCCGCUUCAAGCUCUCUAUUCCGCUGCCGCGUUUCUCAUGCUUCUUCUCAUGGGGUGGGAUUGGGGGCAAAGCCCCCUUUUUUAUACAGUAAGUGGGAUAGAUCGAGGGAACUCUAGCCUCUACCUUUUGCAAAUCCUGAACUGCAAAACGGGCCACUGUGGGGUUGGGGUUUUUUUGUUGUUGUUGGUUUUAUUUUUCAGUUCACUGGGUCCUUUUUUGCCUGGCUCUUCCUGGUGAUGCGGACAGGAGACCACAGCCUGAGCAGAGACUCCACGUGGGCCUGGAGGCCGCUCUUCAGCCCUUACAGAAAGAUCCUAUUUCAUCCAAAUGCAGGGAAACACACCUUUUAUUUUUUGUUUUUUUAAAUUUUGUUUUGUUUUCCUUCAGAGCCUUUUUUUAGGCCCCACAGUCAGUGGUGGGCGGGGAGGAUCUAGAAAACACUCACGCCCAGUUGUCUAUUCCAGUGUGUGUCUGACAUUCACAGCCCAGAACCAGAAAUGUGUCUGGGGGAGCCUUUCAAGGCAAUCCUCAUUACCAUCGUGUUUGCAAAGGUUAAAAAAAGCAAAAACAAAACAAAAAAAAAACAAACAGAAAAAAGGAAGAGAAAAGAGAGUCAUCCCCUGGCCUCUGCUUCACACCCUGAGCAGGACAGGCCCCAGCGCCUGGGGUUCUGCCCUCUGGGCCACAGAGCCUUUCUUCUGUCCCCAGUGUUGUGGUUCAGCGUGGUGUUGGGAGACUGAAGGCCUGGCCACACGGCCCAGGCGAUUGGCACAAAUCAGGGUGUGUCACGCCCCAAGCACCUCAGGACCCAGUAGGGGCGUGGCAGGCCCUCCUGGUCCAGGCCAGUGGGCCUGGAAGCACAUGUCUGUUCUCAGCUGAGGCCAGAUGACUUCCCUCCCUGGUUUGCAGCUGUUUUCAAAGCCCCCAAGAAUCACUCUUUUCCACUCCUUCAAGAUGCCCUCAUAAACCAAUGUGGCAAGACUACUGGACUUCUCUUAAUGGUACUAUAAUCAAUCCCUAUUAUCUUGGCUUGCUGAGGGGCAGGGAGAGGGCCUCUUCCUCUGGGCAGCACUAUCUAGGUAGGUAAGUGGGGGCGGGGAAGGGUGCAUAGCUGUUGUAGCCAAGGGAUGUGACGCAGACAUCCCCGAAUCUAGCUGGGGACAGUCAAGAUCAACAAUCCAGGGUUGGUAAUGUUGGAUGAAACAUUCAUUUUUACCUUGUGGAUGCUAGUGCUGUAGAGUUCACUGUUGUACACAGUCUGUUUUCUAUUUGUUAAGAAAAACUACAGCAUCAUUGCAUAAUUCUUGAUGGUAAUAAAUUUGAAUAAUCCGAUUUCUUA